AUGUCAACUCCCUGGGUUUCAUCUUGUGCUAGUACCACCACUAGUAAUCAUAUACGUCGGUCUGUUUCUAAAUUUAGUUUUGAAACUUCAACGAAUCCCGCAUCUGAUUUUAUCAAUACAGAAAAUAUCAAAAAUUCUACACCUGCCAGAUUUUCAAAUGACAUUAUGCAGAGCUUCCAACUAAAUUCAACUGGAAGGGCGACAACUCAUGCGUCAAAUGGUCAACUAGAUACGCGACCAAGUGCUAAUACUAACCCCCAUGAGCAACAACAACAAGAGGUACCGUCAUUCUCUUCAUCGCACCGUCGUCAAUAUAGUUUUGAGUACUCCCAACUGGAAUUGGAUGAGUCCAUGAAAAACCCAAAUAUCGCAUUAUCACCACAACCCAAUGGGGCUACUACGACGACGCCAUCCAAAGGGCAACAAAGAAGAGCCAAUUUCGAUCAAAUUAACCUGGCAGCAAUAUCGCCUCCACAGCAACAACAGCUCCUGAACCUACAUUCAUUUCAACAGCCUCCUAGUAGUGCGCUCUCUCAUGGGUACAAUUCUUCUAUCUCGUCAGUGUCAUCCACUGGUUCAGUCCCUUCUUCACCAGGAUUGAUUAACUAUUCACCAAAACAUUCAAGAAUAGCAAAUUCUUUCAAUAUGCACAAGAAUAUGAAAAAUUUGUCACUAAAUCUAAAUGAUUCGAAUGGAUCUUCCAAUACCCUGAAUCAUGCUACUCUUGCGGCAAAGAGACUGAAACUAUCAGACACAACGACUACAACUACAACAACCACAUCUUCAUCGAAUAAACUGCAAGUCCUUAAUUUUGCCCAGCCAUUGUUACACAACAGCACGAUAUACUCGGAGGAUGCAUUACAAACACCUUCAGUUACGCAUACCCCUACAUUGCCACCACAAAACCCUAAACAACAGCAACAACAACAACAAUUGCACGGAGGAUCAGAAAUGGAUACCCAUAGUAUCACAGCUGCUGCUCCUAAUAAGCCGUACAAGUUUCCACUGGAAAUCACUGGCCUGCAACGGGGAUUCGACGCAAUGUCAAUCGAAAACGGCUCGAAUGAUUUGUUCAAUGAACGUAUACAACCACCGAUGCCACCACCAUUUGCUCCAAAUUCCAAGGGAUCACCAUUGUCAACUCCACCUAGAUUGCAGAGCCCCAUGGGGUUGGAUAAGCAACAAAAACAACAGCAGCAACAACAACAGCAGCAACAACAACAGCAGCCACAUCAUUCUCCAACAAAGUUACUGCGCAAUAUCAAGAAAAUGUCAAUUGAAUCCCCGUUGGAAACCAAUUUCAGUAAACCUGAGAUCAACUCAUUUGUUCAUUCAAGUACUCCACAAAGCAUAACCUACAGUUCAAAGAAAUUUAGUGUUCCUGAGGAACUUCAAGAAACAACGGGAAUAAAUGCUUAUCCCAAUGGCCCUAGAAACGUUCUCAAUAGUAGAAUUUUCCUUUACUCGGAUCCAUUGGACAAAAUUGACAUUAAUCAAUACAAUUUGGUAAUUAAUGUUGCUAAAGAGUGUACUAAUUUAUCGUCUCAUUUUCAAAACCAACAGCCAAAUGUUCGUGAAUACCUUCACUUUCCCUGGUCUCAUGCAUCUGCCAUUUCCAAAGACUUGAUGGAAUUGACUCAUAAAAUAGAUUGGUUUUACCAGCAAGGUAUGAAAGUACUUGUUCAUUGUCAAUGUGGAGUCAGUCGAAGUGCUUGUGUGGUUGUUGCUUUUUAUAUGAUGAAGUUUGGCAUUGGGGUUAAUGCCGCUUAUGAAAUGUUAAAAAACGGAAAUCUAUCAAGCAUCGAGUCUCGGAAUAUUGGCAACAUCACCGUGGACAAAUGUGAACGAAUUUGUCCUAAUAUGAGUUUGAUUUUCGAAUUGAUGGAGUUUGGUGAUAAGUUGAACAAAUCUGAGUUUAGCACACUGCAAUUGUUGGCUGGCUCACCUACUCAAAUGAGCUUGUGA
Molecule: messenger RNA, 1965 nt
Organism: Lodderomyces margitis
Lineage: Eukaryota; Fungi; Ascomycota; Pichiomycetes; Serinales; Debaryomycetaceae
Gene: CPP1
Product: tyrosine/serine/threonine protein phosphatase
Exons: 1
Coding region: 1-1965 (654 amino acids)
Biological process (GO): protein dephosphorylation; negative regulation of MAPK cascade
Cellular component (GO): cytoplasm; cytosol; nucleus
Molecular function (GO): MAP kinase tyrosine/serine/threonine phosphatase activity; protein tyrosine/threonine phosphatase activity
Source: RefSeq, a predicted model, not a curated record